Messenger RNA from Sitodiplosis mosellana (orange wheat blossom midge), 2831 nucleotides. RefSeq lists its product as uncharacterized. Bases 345 to 2633 code for a protein of 762 amino acids. The record is from RefSeq and is a predicted model, not a curated record. Gene Ontology annotation, molecular function: protein binding. Lineage: Eukaryota; Metazoa; Arthropoda; Insecta; Diptera; Cecidomyiidae. The transcript is spliced from 2 exons.
GUACGGCACUGUCUAAUCGGAUGAAUGGCGUUUUGUAUGUGUAAAAAUACAGACAACUUGAAUUUAAAAUGUUAUUUAGCAUUGCGAUACGCGUCGGCAGUCCUAUAUGUUUCCGUGACUCAUGUGUUUUCAAUGGGUCUUUUCGAUUCUGAAAAUAUUUCACAAUAUCAGUUAUUAUUCAACUCGCCUGCCGUAAACAUAGUGCCGAGUGUCAUUCAUAUCAAUCUGCGUUGUUUAAGUUGCGUUACUCAAUUGGGAUUUCACAAUAUUUUGAAAGUCGUCAGCCUUUUUGGCUUAUCACUUUGACUCGAUUUCUUCAUUCACCGCAGAGUGUUUUGUGUCGAAUGAUGGAACCAGAAAAAGGGCAAAUCCAACAAUGGGAACUAUUGGAUUUCUCCGAUGAGAUUUUAUUGCAAAUCUUCACAAAUUCCAGUGAUAUUGACUUGCUGAACGCCACACGGGUGUGUAAACGUUUCAAAGCGAUCGCAAAGGAUGCUUAUGCAAAGAGAUACAAUGGUGAUUUAGACGAUAAAUAUUAUGAAAUCACCGUGCAUCACGGCGACGGUGAACAAGUUCCAAAGUUGCACUGUCAAUUUUUACAAACCUUCGGCAAUGAAAUGACAGCGAUAAAAAUCAGUGCUAAGCGUCGCCGAAUAUGGAAUAGACUGAUAAAGCUGAUAGACAAACAUUGCCAUUCCACAAAAUACCUCAUCAUCUCGAAUUAUAGAUACAAUUUGCCGCUUACAAAAUUGAUUAGAUCAAUGUCAGCAUUGACCCGCCUCACCAUAAAACGAUUAGAAUGUAAGAACUUCAUUUGGACCGCCAUCCAAUUUCCACAGUUGAACUAUUUGGCCAUUGAAGAAAUUUCCAAUUUGGAUAUUGCACAUUUGGAGCUAUUUCUACAGAUGAAUCCACAGUUGAAAGAACUUCGUGUAUCGAGAUGCAAUAAAUUUCCGUUGAGCUUGAUUCAUAUGCUCACAGAUAAAUUCACAAAACUCAAAGCGCUCGACUAUGUUGGCACAGAAAAUGAUUUUGUGGACACUUGCCCUGACAUCGAAAUGGAACAACUGGAAUCAUUGGCGAUAUCCGUAGGUCAAACAUCAUUCCAGAAGGUACUUGGGGCCAUCGCUAGGGGGAGUAAAAUGAUUCAACGGCUAGAAGUCUUUUGGGAGGGUGAAAGCGAAGCCAAUGGCAUACACGAUCAGUUUGAUGACACAUUCCCUUUGUUUGAACGAUUAACAUUUUUACACUUGCACCGAUUCGAUUUAACACCAAAUGUGAUUAUGAAUCUGGCUCGUAAUCUGCCAAAACUGGUCACAUUGGCACUAGAAGAUUUAAGACUUAACGAUCUAUCGCCAGACGAUGUACUUUUGCUAUUCAAAUCGUGCAAACAUAUGAAGGAAUUGCUGUGGGUAUCUUUCAAAUAUGACCAUCUUAUGGAUGUGAAACAGUUCACUUUGGGAUUUCAUCGCGAAUUCACCCAUGUUGUUCGAAGCCGUGGUGCAGAUGUAAAGUUUGAGCUCAAUCAGCCUGAUACAAAAAUAAUAAUCACUCCGGAAAAAAUGAUCAUAAAUGAUGAAUUGUUCUAUUGGACUGCCUACGAGGCAUCGAAAAGCCGCUCAACAGUACGGUUUCUUGAUCUCACCGAUGAGUGUUUGGAGAAGGUAUAUUUUUACCUGAAUGAAGAGAGUGAACGAGCAUUGUACGAGACCUGUACUCGAACAAAAAAAGCGAUGGAAGAUAGAAUCAAGGCACAUGAUUUCACUGUUUGUGAUAUAAACAGUGCCAAGGACGCGUUUAAUCGAUUUGGAGAGCACAUCAGGAAGCUAUCAAUCGACAUGAAUUCAAAUGAUCGUAUACAGAUGGCCGAGACUUGGAAAUUGAUCGGCGACAAUCACAAUGAGAAUCUAAUUGAAAUGUCGUUCGAUAAAGUUACUGUCGACGCGAUGGUUUCGCUGAAGACGAAAUUUCCAAAUUUAACGAAACUAAAAGUUAUGUCCAUGAGCUCAAAGUGUGUCCAUAUUUUCCCACCCAUGGAAUGCCCAAAACUAACUCACCUCGAAUUUCACAAUGGAAAAAUUACUCUUUCAUCCAACGCUAAAAGUAUUGGAGCCUCCCUCGACCACUUGACAACCAUCAAACUCAGCCACUUUAGUGAUAACAUCGAAAAAAUCCUUCAUACUUUAGAUGAAAACAUCUGUGAUCAGCUGCAAAUGUUUACGGUACUUACAUCGGAAAAGACUCAGGCGGCUUACGAUAAAAUGAUAAGCAUUGCCUCGCGAUUCCGAAAUCUCACCACGUUACAUUUAACCAUAGAAAAAAUCGAAACGGCCAAUCCAAAACACCUCUUUUUUACUUGCACCAAAUUAGUGGAACUCACUUUGGGAUUUGGUUAUACGUACGAAAUUGAUGAGUGGCGCAAAAUAAUACAGUACAUUAAAGAGAAUUGCAAACAAUUGAAAGUGAUUCAAUUAUUCCGGGAUUAUACGUCACCAUUUGGACAUAAGGUUUUGAUUGAAAUUGUCGAUUCAUUACCAAAUGUCACGUUGAAUUUAAUUAUGUACACGAAUGAAACGUAUAGAAUUGAAACGUUUCGAAAAGUGACUGAUUUAGAUCGUAAGAAGCCAUACUAAUCAAUAUUUUUUUUAUGUUAUAUUAAGUGAUUCAACGAUAAUUCAAUAAUAUGAAGCAACAAUAUUGUAUGAAAUGUACACACUUUUGUAGUCCCUUUAGGGAGUAAAAAAGAAGGAAAAACAAAAAUUUUUUAACUUUUUCUUGACACCAAAGAAUUUAUUUCCUAAAUAAAAACAUGACGAAAUUUCACGGAAAAA